Aureobasidium musti is the source of this 1455-nucleotide messenger RNA. The record is from the annotation of a GenBank genome assembly. Lineage: Eukaryota; Fungi; Ascomycota; Dothideomycetes; Dothideales; Saccotheciaceae.
AUGUUAUACUAUCAUCGUCCAAUGCCUCAGGACAAGGACAAGCAACGUGGGAAAGCCACUGUUGUCGAUGGGGAUACGCCUGGUCNNCUUCAGGGGGGUCAGCAGGCGGCACCCAGGAAACUCACCGCUGUCGCCUGUAUGGAUUGUCGCAAACGGAAGCGCAAGACAUGGCCGAUGGAGAGCAGGGAAAAGAACAAGNCUGUUCCGACACUCAAAAGUGUGUCGACGUUUGGCAUUGGACAUGCUCACAAUCCAGCAGGUCCAUCUCUGCUCACCAGCAUUCCUCUAUGCGAUUCGACGCGUUCAGAGCGCAGUGCCAGUGUUGUAACGGGCAGUCCGGGCUUAGUCGAUGGAGCGGCCAAGCGAGAAGCAAGUCUAUCACGCCAGGAAUACUCGGCUUCUCCUUGGGCACCCUCACUGUUUGUCGAGAAUGAUGCGCAACACCUGUUGUCUGAGGAUGACUCGUACUCGGACGUACAAAGCCCCAAGCGAAAGCCGUCCAUGCUACUGGAUGGCAACGCCUCAGACUCGACCUACCUCGCGGACGACCACAAGAAUCUAUGGAUCGAUCCAUCUCUAGCCUCGUCGACUGCAAACACAAGCUCAGGUCCACAUUCGGCCGCGUUGGGAAGGCACACAAAGAUGCUCGACAGCCAAAGUGCGAAGCGUGAGUUACUCAAAAACCAAGCUCGUCCUGGCGGUGACAACAUCACCAUAUCAUCAAAUCUGUUCAGCCCUGCCGGAACCGCGCCAAUGUCGCUGCCUCUGAGCCCUGGGUCGCUUGGCGUGGACCUUACGGCACCCGCAUGGGCAAUCACGUCCAUGUACCUUACUGACAAUCUCGAUAUGAUGUCCAGUGUUUACAUCGACUUCAUCAACGAAGCUAAAAGACUCCUCGCCUCUGGUGUCGCUCCGGAUCGCUUGUUCGGUCUCCUUCCAGACGUCGAAGCUCUCAUCAGCGAGUCUGCUUUCCGACGAGCUUCUUUCUUGUCUCAGUGGACCGCAAGACUCGCCAAUAGCUUUGGAAUCGAUGCACUGCCGUGUCGCAUGGCAGUUAUGUGGCUCCAAUGGCUCCUCAUGCGAUGGAUCGUUCAUCCAAUCCCGUCGACCUAUCUCGCCAUUCCAGAUUGGUACAGACCAACACCCUAUCAGAUGUUUGUUCCACAUGCCGUAUACGCCGACUUCCAUAUCUGGCCAAGACUUCGAGAUGCAGUCAUUCAGCGUGUUGAUCUGCAGCGUCAACCCUUGUAUUGGUACUCCGAGGCAGCUACCACGCUCGACUGCAAUUGGCCUGGUAGCGAUCAAGAUGCUGUGUCCUACGACAUGCAUGGCAGAAUGACGCUUUCAACACCAUUUGUCCAGCACUUGACGGAUCUUGGCAAUUGGAGCGUUGGCCCUUGCAUCCGAAAGCAUAUUCCAGAUGCAUGUACUGUGCUCCAGAUCAAGUACAGUCCU